AGUCUACCUUCUUGUAGCUUUGCUCAAAACCCAUCCACACACACACACACACACAGAAACAGUGAAGUAAGGAGUGAUGCUCAACAGUGCCGCUGCGUCACCUUCGUCCACCGGGGCGUGCGUUCUCGCCCCCGGGGCGGCCGCACAGCCCAUCUUCUCCAUUGAGGAGUUCUACCCAGUUUUCUUCUCUGCGUGGGAGCGCGAGACGGGCCAGUGCAGUAUCUGCUGCAAUCAGGUAGAGGGUCCCUGCGUCGUGUGCCAGAGCAACGCCGAGGUCACGUCGGCGGAGUGCGGCAUCACAUGGGGAGACUGCGGACAUGCCUUUCACACCCACUGCAUUGAGAAGUGGCUCAAGACACGGCGGGUGUGCCCGCUAGACAACAAGGCAUGGAUCGACCGCGCCGACUGGAACAGCUCCGCCACGGUGUAA
Leptomonas pyrrhocoris is the source of this 430-nucleotide messenger RNA. RefSeq names its product putative Ring-box protein. The transcript has a single exon. Gene Ontology annotation, molecular function: zinc ion binding; cullin family protein binding; ubiquitin protein ligase activity. The record is from RefSeq and is a predicted model, not a curated record. Gene Ontology annotation, biological process: ubiquitin-dependent protein catabolic process; protein ubiquitination. Lineage: Eukaryota; Euglenozoa; Kinetoplastea; Trypanosomatida; Trypanosomatidae. Gene Ontology annotation, cellular component: nucleus; cullin-RING ubiquitin ligase complex. Bases 77 to 430 code for a protein of 117 amino acids.